CAAACUCCAUUUUUUUAUUUCCAAUAGUAACAAUGAUGAACGUAUUAGCUUUGAGUCUGUUUCUAACUUCUCUUGCAGGAGCAGGCCUGUUCUCUCCCACUCCGUCCGCAGAUCAAAAGCAAGCAGAAAGCACCAUUGUCAAAGAAGGCCAUCGGAUUGUCGUCGUUGAAUUCGAUGGAGAUGGUCAUCAGAACACCAAAAUCUCCAUCUCACCGGAGCAGCACGCAGAUUCCGACCCCAGUGGUGUUCUUCUCAACACCGCCAAGGAGAAGAUGAAGGAGGCGGCAUCCGUUCUCCCUAACGUUGGACAAGGAUUAUCCUCCCAAGCACAUGAUGCCGCCUUCCUCCACGCUUCCAAGGACCUCAUUUGUGAUGCCUAUGGAAAGUGCAAGCAUAAGAUAGCCAGUGCCGUGGAGAAAGCCAAGGACAAAGCCCAUGACGUUAUCGACCUAGAGAGAGAGUCGUUGGCGAGGAAGAAAGAGGCGGCGCGUGGUGCAGUUGAGAAGGCCAAAGAAACCAUUUACGAUAAAGCUCAUGAUGCGAAGGAGUAUACAAAAGAAGCUGUGGAAAAGGUAAAGGAACACGGGCAAACCGCCACGGAUCAUGUGGUUAUGAACAUCACGGAAGGAAAUGAUAUGCUUUUGGGGGUUCGGGUAGCCAUGAGGCGAGUUGCUGCUGAAUAUUUGGGAUCCAUGGACUAUUUGGAUUCAUUGAUGGGUGUGGCAGAUUUGAUGGGGUUUGCAACUGCUUAUGGACUGUGUAUUUGGGUUACUUUCUUCUCAAGCUACGUGCUGUCGAGGGUUAUGCCGAGACAACAAUUUGCGGUGGUACAAAGUAAGAUAUACCCUGUAUAUUUUAAAGCUAUGGCUUAUAGUAUUGGGAUGGCUUUGGUGGGCCAUGUCUUUGGCCAUAGGACCAAGGUGCUCUCUCGUAAAGCUGAGAUAUUUCAAGCUUAUAACCUUCUUGCUGCGGUUUUCACUGUUUUUGCCAAUUCUGUUUACUUGGAACCUCGCGCUACUAAGCUGAUGUUCGAAAGGAUGAAACUGGAGAAAGAAGAAGGAAGGGGAAGAGAGGAUAUGACUGGUGAACAUAGCAGAACAGAAGAGCAUCAACAUCAGCACAGUACUGCUGAUCCUAAUGAAACCGGCACCCCAGCCUCGGCCUCAGGAGCAGCAACGGCCUCAGGAGCAGCAACACCCACACGAGGUGCAGAGCAAGAUGCAUUCAGAUCGAAAAUUCUCAAGCUUAACGAGAAGCUGAAGAAGUUGAAUUCAUACUCCUCCAUCUUAAACAUCCUCACUCUCAUGUUUCUUACUUGGCAUCUCAUCUAUUUGGCUCAGCGUGUUCAUCACGGCCCAUGUUGAGCUAAAAAAAUUUAGCAGUAAUGUUCCUAUGAAGAUACAUGUUUGUAAAUGUGUGCUUUAUGUUUGUGAUGACUAGUGUAGUAAAUCCGUAGAUUUAUAUCUUUCAUAGUUCAUAGUUUAUAGUAUGUUUAUGUU
This is a messenger RNA of Arachis stenosperma, 1499 nucleotides long. RefSeq lists its product as uncharacterized. The transcript is spliced from 2 exons. The coding region runs from base 33 to 1364 and encodes 443 amino acids. The record is from RefSeq and is a predicted model, not a curated record. NCBI's taxonomy places the organism in Eukaryota, Viridiplantae, Streptophyta, Magnoliopsida, Fabales, Fabaceae.